AUGCCCAUUGGAAAUAUUACAAGCGACUUUCGAGCUACGGGAAUAUGCCCUUAUGAUAAGAAUGUUCUUCCCAUUGAAGCAUUUGCCCCAAGUCUUGCAACUGAGAAACCUUACCAGGAGACGACCGCCGCUGCCGAUGAUUCGGAAUAUGAUUCAGAUGACUACCUGCCUUUAUGUGAAUUGCGUAAAAAACUAAUCCCUUUGAAUAAUUCCUUCGCGGAAGUGUUACCAACACCAGAUCUAGUCAAAAAAAAUCUGCUCCACGACGUAAAGCUAUAA
Messenger RNA from Acanthoscelides obtectus, 279 nucleotides. The record is from the annotation of a GenBank genome assembly. Lineage: Eukaryota; Metazoa; Arthropoda; Insecta; Coleoptera; Chrysomelidae.